CUCCUAAACUUAAUGACAAAAUAAAAAAAGAAAAUUGGAAUAUUAUCUUUUUGAUUGAUAAUGUACUAGUACACAUCAUUCUUGAUGAAACUCAAGAAAAACUAAGCAAUCUACGUGUUGAAUUUCUCUCAGCACAGACCACCUCAAUUCUUCAGCCCUGCGAUGCAGAAAUUAUUAAUUCAUUCAAAUCUUGGUUAAUAGUUUCUACUGAAACAAUUUCAAAUUGUUGGAUAAAAACCAGAAUUCUUCUACCAUAUGAAAUAGUAAAUAGAUAUGAUAUUUUUGUUGACAUCAAAUAUAGAGAGCUAGAUGAAUUAGAAAAUCUUCUUACCAAAUUACCAGGUGAUGACAAUCUUAGUAUCUCCGAAUAUAUUAGUAUCAAAGAAAAUAAAGUUGAAAGUAAAUUUACAAAUAAUGAAAUCUUAGCAGCUGUUGCUAAAAAUGAAGAGGAAAUUGUAUCUGAAGUUUGUGAAACUAAUAUAUUAAAAAAAGUUGGUUGUGGUAAAACAAAAAAGGCUAUUAAUACAAUUUUAAGAUUUUUAUAUAAACAGGAAGAUAGAUUUGGUGAAAUUAUAUAA
Racocetra persica is the source of this 578-nucleotide messenger RNA. The record is from the annotation of a GenBank genome assembly. Lineage: Eukaryota; Fungi; Glomeromycota; Glomeromycetes; Diversisporales; Gigasporaceae.